CGGGAAGGCCCAUGCAAUCGCCGAUCCGAGUGCGGCGCAUCCGCAUGACGUCAGCGGCCACGGAGGAAGAUGUGGUGCCGACGCAACAGCCAGAAGCGCAUCCAUUACUUCGUCUGCCACUGGAGCACCUUCCUUGGUCGCUGGUCCCGAGCCGCAACAAGUAUGCGCAUCGGCCGAGGUUGCGGCAAGGGUCGGCAGGGGGGAUCCUUGAUGGUAUCUUGUUCCUCUUUGGUGGGUUCGAAGACACCGGCCAUCGAUCCAACAACCUUGUGCAGUACGACAUGCGAACGCACACGUGGAGUGACGUCGACGUCUACGGCAAGAUUCCGCCGCCUCGAUAUGGGCAUGCAUGUGCGCUGUACGAGCACGAGAUGUGGUGUUUUGGCGGCCAAGGUCCUGAGGAAGGUCUUAACCAAAAGAACAUCAUGGGAGACCUCAACAUCCUCGACCUGCGGACGCGGGAAUGGCGGCGCGGGGUGGUGUCCUGCGCGGGAGUCAAUGGUCGCGUGAACUUUCUUCCGCUGCCUCGCCGCGGCCACUCGAUCGUUAUCCAUGAUCAUUCGCUGUAUUUGUAUGGCGGAUCUGGCCCCGACCGAAUGUAUGGAAAGGACGCGUACUUUGGCGACCUCCAGCGGCUCGACUUGAAGGCCAUGUGCUGGCAUGAGCCGACGAUGACAGGCGCGGUUCCUGAUCCCCGCGCCCAGCAUGCCGCCAUCAUGGUCCAUGAUACGAUGGUGGUGUUUGGCGGGCAAUCUUCGGCGAAGAAGCACACUAUGAUGGAACAGCUUCGACAACGGCCAUCCAAAUCCCUGAAAGAGAUCGCCGUGGACCGCAAGUGCCUCAAGAUCGAGUUCUCGCCACCGGACACAGGGUUUGCGUCCAAUACAGUGCACGUUCUCGACGUCCAUCGACAUCAUUGGACUAUUCCAGCGCUGGCAGGGACGGCGCCGUCCGCGCGAUACGGGCAUGUCCUCACGGGGCAUCCGCAGAAUCCCCUCGUGCUGUUUUGCUUUGGGGGAGUGACUGCCACAGGAGGGUACAACGACGCUGCCGUUCAUUGCUUGGACUUGGAACUGCAACGGUGGUCCACGGUGACUGCGCUGGAGCCCAUUCCACCGCGCACUCGUCAUGCCAUGUUCGCGUGGGAGUCGCAGAUGAUGAUCUUUGGGGGAUGUGGUCGCGAUGGACUCUGUGUCGGCAAUGUGUACACGAUCCAACUCCCAGCGGUGCCACCACCAUCGACCACCGCAUCCUCUCAUUCGGACGUUCUAAUAACCCCCGCUUCCAUCCCACAGCCGCCGCCCUCUCGACCGCAUACUAUAGGCAGUAGUAGUACCAAGUCUAGUACUACUAGUCGGUCGUUGGGGGUGAGUAUUAGUCCCAUCAAGCUGAAGAAGUUGGAUAAGGCGUGGACGUCCGUUGGGCUGUAGUUGUUUAAGUUGAUGUACAAAACUCUUUGGCAAGUCAAAAUAUUACUCUCAGUG
Messenger RNA from Aphanomyces astaci, 1484 nucleotides. RefSeq lists its product as hypothetical. NCBI's taxonomy places the organism in Eukaryota, Oomycota, Saprolegniomycetes, Saprolegniales, Verrucalvaceae. The record is from RefSeq and is a predicted model, not a curated record. Bases 12 to 1430 code for a protein of 472 amino acids. The transcript has 6 exons. Gene Ontology annotation, molecular function: protein binding.